This is a messenger RNA of Durio zibethinus, 1191 nucleotides long. RefSeq names its product derlin-1-like. Lineage: Eukaryota; Viridiplantae; Streptophyta; Magnoliopsida; Malvales; Malvaceae. The record is from RefSeq and is a predicted model, not a curated record.
UUUCAAUGACAGACCAAUAAUCACAAAUAAAAGAUAAAAAGAUGGCCUGCAUAGCUAUACUUGAUUUGUCCGUCACAAACGUUAACGACCUCCGUGGCAACUUAAGUAUCACGCACCAUGCACCUGACUCACGUUUCUUGAAGCCCCUCACCUUCAUAAGAAGUAGCGCAGAACCUUUGGGAGAAAAGAUUGUUGAAUCAGAGCUUUAAUUUCGUAAAAUGUCGUCUCCAGCAGAAUUUUACAAAUCUCUGCCACCGAUCACCAAAGCUUAUGGGACUAUAUGUGUGGUGGCCACCGCAGCUUUGCAUUUGGGACUAUAUCGACUUGAACAUAUUGCAUUAAUCCAUAAAUUAGUAUUUUCAGACUUUCAGGUUUGGAGGCUUCUUACAAAUUUCUUUUUCCUUGGGAACUUCUCUGUAAAUUUUGGAAUUCGUCUUCUGAUGAUAGCUAGAUAUGGGGCUCAGCUGGAGAAGGGGCCAUUUGAAAGGCGGACGGCAGAUUUUCUCUGGAUGAUGAUUUUUGGAGCUCUUUCGUUGCUGGCAUUAUCAGCCAUCCCUAUGUUAUGGAGUGCAUUUCUUGGGGUUUCCCUGGUAUUCAUGCUCCUAUACAUCUGGAGUAGAGAGUUUCCUAACGCCCAAGUCAAUAUAUAUGGGCUUGUAGCACUUAAGGCCUUUUAUCUACCAUGGGCAAUGCUUGCUUUGGAUGUUAUUUUUGGUUCCCCUCUUGUUCCAGACCUUAUGGGGAUCAUUGCCGGGCAUAUAUACUACUUCUUGACAGUGCUGCAUCCUCUUGCUGGGGGAAGAAACAUUUUAGCAACUCCAACAUGGGUGCAUAAACUUGUUGCACGUCUAAGACUUGGAUAUCCAACAAAUGCCCAUGUCCGACAAGAUAGGGCAGCCGGUGUGGCAUUUAGAGGGAGGAGUUAUCUGUUGAAUUCAUCCUCUGGUCAAGGCUUUUCUUUCAGAAGACUCUGGUCAUCUUGAAGAGCCCAACUAUGGAAGCUACAGAUACGCUCUAGCAACAUAUCUUUUUAGACGCUAUUUUAGGUUUUGGUAGCAUGUUUUGUCAGAAGGGUUAGAUCUUGAGGAAAAGUGUCAAAUCUGAUUUGAUUAUGUUUUACAUAUAGUUAUCGUGAAUAUUUCCUCUUUGAAAAACUUAAAAAAUAAUGAUAAGCCUUUGGAUUGAUGGUCA